Astyanax mexicanus (Mexican tetra) is the source of this 1040-nucleotide messenger RNA. Its product is annotated as protein RoBo-1-like. Lineage: Eukaryota; Metazoa; Chordata; Actinopteri; Characiformes; Acestrorhamphidae. The coding region runs from base 456 to 1040 and encodes 194 amino acids. The transcript is spliced from 6 exons. The record is from RefSeq and is a predicted model, not a curated record.
GCCCCUCAAAUCCGUCUUUACAUUGUUAAAGAGUGUGUUUGAAUAGGGAUUUCAAUAAACUGUGUUUGACGCAGGUGUCGUCUAUGUGUACCCAGUGAAAGUGGUCCCUGGCGGUGAGUACGACACGCUAACAGUGAAUGAGGGCUGACAUGCAGCCAUUAUGCAAAUAAACUCUGAAAAACUACACUUUUAAAGUUUACCCCUGUGAAAACAUUUUCACACAUUUUUCUAAGUCUAUCACUAGAUUAUUCACCUUUAGAAAUUUGCUGUGUAACACUGUGUGCAUUCAUCUGUAUAUUUGUCUGUUUUUCUUCUUAAUCUUUCAACCAUGGUUAACAGGAUAUUACUUCACGGCCGUUUUCAAGACCGAAACAGUAAACGAAACCUGAUGAGUGCUUCAUAUGUAAACUUUACUCUUCACCUAUGCAGAAUUCAGUCAACAUUAGUCCACCAGAAUGAAGCUGUUUCUGGGCUUGUAUUUCUUUUCCCUCGUCUACUCAGUACACACACUGCACUGCCUUCGGUGUGUUAGUGAUUCAGGUCAGUGCAGCACCACAAACUCAAGCCAGUGUGAAACAGGCACAAUGUGUAAUGCAUGGAGAAUUGAUUUUGCUGAAUCAGGACUUGGGAAUGGCUCGUCAGUUAUACGUUCUUGUAUGUCUAAUACACUCUGCGCUCAGCUGAAUGCAUCUUCUUCAGGCAUAACGUACUCAAGCAACUUUGGAUCAUCAAGUUUCUUUUAUUUUUUCUCCUGCUGUAAUUCCAGUAAUUGCAAUAACAUCAACAUCCCAGAACCUGACAACACCCCUAAUGGACUAAAAUGUGCAGCCUGCAGCAGUUACCUGGACACAACCUGCAACACUACUGUGUCCUGUGUAGGAAUUCAAGAAUACUGUAUGAAUUAUGCAGCUCCGCUGCGCUCUGCUGCAGUUCGGUCUUCAGCCGGACGGGAGCGCUGUACACAAACUAACCCCGCGGCUACAGCUGCUGCUGCUGUACGGAGGGCGAGCUGGAUGGAGCUGUGGCCUGUGCGUUCUUAA